UCCGGAAAAUUUCACCAUCUGGCAACACUGUUAUCCAAGUUUAUCCUAGGAACGCUCUAGCAACGGAUUUUUUAGCGCAAUUUCCAUAGAUUUUCUUCUUAAUUCCGCAAUGGACACGCCAAAAAGAAUCCUGCCACGCAAUAAACACCUUGAGAAUGUCUUUGGGAACAUUCUAGGAACACCACUGAAGAUUCCCCCAUCGCCACAGCUGCAGAAAUUGGGAUUUGGCACAGGGAUUGAGGUUUGUCGGGUGAACAGGACCCCAAGCAAGGAUGUGGUGAAAUCCCCAUGGGCAGUGAAGCGUCUCAAUCGCUUUGCCAUCGAGGGGGACAUGGAGCAGAGUGAGAUUUAUUCAGAGAGACUGGAAAAGGAAGCCAGUCUCCUGAGGCAGCUCAAUCAUCCGAACAUUGUGGGCUUCAGGGCGUACAAAAAGGGUCCAGAUGGCCGAAAUAUCCUCGCCCUUGAGAUCUGUGACUCAUCCCUGGCUGAUAUUCUAGAGAAACGGCUGGAAGAUGAGAUGGGACCCCUUCCAUCGGAAAAAAUCCAGAGAUUCGCUCUGGACAUUGCAGGAGCCCUGGACUAUCUCCACAGGGAGAUGAAAAUACUCCAUGGGGACAUAAAGGCAGGGAAUGUCUUGGUGAAAAAGGAUUUCGAAGUGUGCAAGCUCUGUGACUUUGGAGUUUCCCUGAAACUCGAUGAUUCCGGACACAUUGAAGAUUCCGAGGAUAGAUACGUGGGAACUGAUCUCUGGGCAGCCCCUGAGGUCAUUGACGAGGAGUACUCUCUAAUUGGGAGUGCAAGUGACAUCUUUAGCUACGGACUGGUGAUCUAUGAGACUCUUGUGCUAAUGCCUCCGCAUCUCUUUGGAUUGGACCUCAGCGGAGAGGACAGCAUGACCGAUUUGGACAUGAGAGUCGGCAGUCGGCCUCCCCUGCCAGAAACCCUCGACCUUCCCGAAGAAUACAAUGGUUUUGUUGGAAUCUUCUACGCCUGCACUGCUGACCUUCCGGAAGAUCGUCCAACAGCCCAAUCCAUUCAGAAAAUGCUCCAGUAAUUUUUUUUUCAGUUACUUUAUUGAAUUAUUCACAAACUCCCGGACAUUCCGGAACAAUAAAAUCAUUUCUUCGA
Molecule: messenger RNA, 1128 nt
Organism: Phlebotomus papatasi
Lineage: Eukaryota; Metazoa; Arthropoda; Insecta; Diptera; Psychodidae
Product: lymphokine-activated killer T-cell-originated protein kinase homolog
Exons: 2
Coding region: 110-1054 (314 amino acids)
Biological process (GO): protein phosphorylation
Cellular component (GO): cytoplasm
Molecular function (GO): ATP binding; protein serine/threonine kinase activity
Source: RefSeq, a predicted model, not a curated record